Boeremia exigua is the source of this 1575-nucleotide messenger RNA. RefSeq lists its product as uncharacterized. The coding region runs from base 1 to 1575 and encodes 524 amino acids. The record is from RefSeq and is a predicted model, not a curated record. The transcript is spliced from 2 exons. NCBI's taxonomy places the organism in Eukaryota, Fungi, Ascomycota, Dothideomycetes, Pleosporales, Didymellaceae.
AUGGAUUUCUCGACGUUCGUCAACCCGGCUGACCUGACCUUCGACGGCUCUGCCCAGCAGCCCUUCGCUGCCAACGCCCCCCAGUUCGAGCCCUUUGACUUUUCUGCCCCCGCCGAGGAGGAGCUGGUACAUAAGCACAAGGACUCUGCCGUCGACCUGACUAAACUCCACCAGUUCCAACAAGAGCCGGAUUAUCCCUCCACAAGAGCGAAGCGGGUCAAGAUUGAGCCUGCCGUAUUCGACGCAUUCCUCGACAACUACUCCUCGGAAUCCAACACGCCCUCCCCUGCUGCUGACUUCGACUUUGUCUACAGCACUGCCAACUCACCUGGAGAGUUCGUGCGCGAAGAGAGCCGCACCUCCUCGCCUGAAGUCUCCAACGACAUGUCGGCCUACACUCCUGGCACCGCACCCUCCGCCUACGGGUACCAGUCCCCGGAAGCAAUCCACAUUCCUCAACAAGAAGACAGCCUCGUAAUGAAGGUCUCCAUGGACCGGACAAAGACACGUGCCGAGACCCAGACAAAAGUCACCAUGAUCCUAGACUCUCUUCCAGAAUCCUAUGAAUGGGCCCGCUUCGCCCGUCAGACCAUCUCAAAGCCUAAGCAACUGGCAACUGCAGAUGAGAUCCGAGAAAACUACAAGAAGGGCGGUGCCGUCUCCAUAGACUUCACCCUUGUCUGUGCCGUUGCGGUGGAGGAUCCAAAGGACCUGGAUGUUGCUCUCGCACGCGCUAGAGGCGAGGGUGCAUUCCCGAUGAGACUUCCACGUGUCGAUGUCUCCGAGAUGGAGAAGGACGACCCUGCGCAUCCGCAGAACGGCGGAGCGGUGAUCAUCUGCAACGGAUGCCAAGAACGCGAGAGGAAGCGAUUCGGCCGCAAGAAGAAGCGCAACGAAGAAGAGGAAGAAGAGUGGAGCACAUACGACGACAAGCGCAUCAUCAUCGUCAACGAGAAGGAGUUCAAGCGCUUAGCAGAUGCCGAUGCAGCUGAGAGCAAAUGGGCACCCGGCGCCAAGAAGGUCGAUUUCUCCAUGCGCAUUGCAUGUUACUGCAGGCACCAGGAGUCAAAGACACCGGUUGGCUACCGAGUUAUUUUCACAGUCAGGGGCACGAACGGGGAGCUGCUCACCCAAAGUUUGUCUGACAUUCUCCAAGUCACCGAUGAUCACAAGAACAAGGAGACUCCUCAGGCCGAGUUAUUGUCGCCGUCCCUCACUCUACCAACCUCCAUGUCUGCUCAAAGCCAGCAGUUCCAACAAUACCCAGUAUACUCGCAGUACCCAAUGUCGACGCAGUUCAACUUCACGGCGCCACCCCCCACGCCCCAUGCAGUUGCUCCCCAGCAACUCACUCAGACGCUGAAUAGGGUAGUCAAUCCUCAACAGACACUUCAGACGCUUCGUCACCCUGUCACAGCUCAGCAGUCACAUCCUCUACCCAGUUACGCUGUUGCCCCUCAGCAAACACCGCAAUCGAUGAACUUCAACAUUCCCCCACAGCAGCCCCCUCAGAUCAAUACCCAAUUCUCGCCACAGGAUCAGGGGUUCUACGAAUUCGGCAGCUGGCAAACAUAG